UGAGAAUUCUGUGCCGCCUUCCUGAGGACCGUCCACCAUGCAGUGGCUGAUGAAGUUCCGUGUCCUCUGGGGCAUCCGCAAACCCUACCGUGGCUUUCACCCUGCCCCUGGGUACCUUCGCUGCCAGCCUCUUUCAGGAGUUGGAGCCCCGAGAUGGAAUGACUACGAUGUACCUGAGGAAUUUAACUUUGCAAGUGAUGUCUUAGACUACUGGACUCAAAUGGAGAAGGAGGGUAAGAGAGGUCCAAACCCAGCCCUGUGGUUGGUGAAUAAUCAAGGAGAUGAACUGAAGUGGAGCUUCGGAGAGUUGACAGACUUAUCCCGCCGUGCAGCCAAUGUUCUCACCCAGACCUGUGGCCUGCAGCAGGGAGACCGUCUAGCCUUGAUCCUGCCUCGAGUGCCUGAGUGGUGGCUGGUGGUCAUAGGCUGCAUUCGAGCAGGAAUAAUAUUCAUGCCAGGAACCAUCCAGUUGAAGGCCAAGGACAUUCUCUACCGAUUACAAGUGUCUAAAGCCAAGGGCAUUGUGACCACAGAUACCCUUGCUCCAGAGGUGGAUUCUUUAGCUUCCGAGUGUCCUACUCUGAAAAUAAAGCUCCUGGUGUCUGACCAUAGCCAUCAAGGGUGGCUGGACUUACGAUCAUUGAUUAAAUCAGCAUCCCCAGAUCAUACCUGUGUUAAGUCAAAGACAGUGGACCCAAUGGCCAUCUUCUUCACCAGUGGGACCACAGGCCUCCCCAAGAUGGUAAAACAUUGUCAUGGAUUUGCCUUGCGAUCCUCUCUCCCUUCGUGCAGGAAAAUGCUGCAGCUGAAGACAUCUGAUAUCUUCUGGUGCUUUUCGGACACAGGCUGGAUUCUGGCUCUCUUUGGGUGCAUGAUGGAACCAUGGACAGUAGGGGCUACACUCUUCAUCCAUCAUCUGCCCCAGUUUGACCCCAAGGUCGUUGAACAGAUGUUAUUAAAAUACCCGAUCACCCACAGCCUUGCUGUGCCACUGGUAUAUCGAAUGAUUCUGCGGCACGCUUCUACCAGUCUCAGGUUCCCUACCCUGGAGCACUGUAUUACUGGAGGGGAGGCUCUGCUGCCGGAGGAUCAAGAGGAGUGGAGAAGACGGACAGGCCUUCUGCUCUACGAGAUCUACGGACAGACAGAAACAGGAGUAAGCUGUGGCACUCCCCAGGGAAUGAAGAUCAAGCCGGGUUCCAUGGGGAAAAGCAUGCCCCCCUUCGACAUCCAGAUCAUUGACGACCAGGGCAACACCCUGCCGUUCAACACUGAAGGCAACAUUGGCAUCAGGAUGAAGCCCACCAGGCCCAUUGGCCUCUUCAUGGGCUAUGAGGACAACCCAGUAAAAACAUCUGAAGUGGAGUGUGGGGACUUUUACAACUCUGGAGAUAGAGCAACUAUGGAUGAAGAGGGCUACAUCUGGUUCCUGGGGAGGAAGGAUGACAUCAUCACGGCCUCUGGGUACCGCAUUGGGCCCGCGGAGGUAGAGAAUGCCCUGGCUGAACAUCCGGCAGUGGCUGAAUCAGCUGUGGUGAGCAGCCCGGACCCAAUUCGAAGGGAGGUGGUGAAGGCAUUUAUUGUCCUGACCCCGGAAUUCCUCUCCCAUGACAGGGACCAGCUCACCAAGGAGCUGCAGCAGCAUGUGAAGUCACUGACAGCCCCGUAUAAGUACCCCAGGAAGGUGGAAUUUGUCUCAGAGCUGCCCAAAACCAUCACUGGCAAGAUUAAAAGAAGUGACCUUCGGAAAAAGGAGUUUGGUCAGAUGUAAUCAGCAAAACCCUCAGAAACCACUGUGUCAUCUUUGCCAAAUCCCUGGCUGCCUCAGUUUCCCCACUAUGGAGAGUGUAGGAGGGGAGUGUUGGACAUUGAUUUGUAAGAGCACCACAUUCCAGCAUUUUUGUUCUUUUAAAUUAAUAUCAGUUACUCUCCUGCUUCCAAGUCUCCGAGUGAGCGCACAGAAUGUGGCUGGGGUAAUAAACUGACAUCAGCAUCCAAGGGCCCUUGUGUAGUGCUUUUAUUCUGUGAAUGAACCGGUGCUAAAUGCUGUCCCUCCAUGAUUCUCCCCAAGCCCCAGCAGAGAGGACUCUGGGGCCAGAUUCUCCUCCUGGUUCUAGGGGCCCUGGGUGACUCCUUUUGUCUAUUCAACAACCAGGACACAGAGGUCUGGGGAGGGACCCUUCCUUGGCCCCAGUGUCCACCUCUGCCUGGCUUGCCCAUGCCCUGCUGGAGGGUGAGGUCAGGGCCAGAGCUAGUGAGGUGGCUGGGGAAGGGGAAUGGGUCAAGGGCAGCCCAGCCUGGUGAUUCCACUUGGCUGCCAGACCAUUCUUCACUGCUCCAUCCAGCCUCCCAUGGAUCUGCUGUCUCUGCUGCCUCUGAAUGGCUGCUGCUGCUGCUGCUGCUUCCAGAUCCCAGCCUGUAUCAGCAUAGGUGUGGGAGAGAUCUGCCCUGUGGGGACCCAGGAAUCCUGCAAGACUCCUCCAGCCCUUUCCAGGGGUGCCCAACCCCCCAUUCCUUCCAAGGAGUCC
Molecule: messenger RNA, 2528 nt
Organism: Ailuropoda melanoleuca (giant panda)
Lineage: Eukaryota; Metazoa; Chordata; Mammalia; Carnivora; Ursidae
Gene: ACSM1
Product: acyl-CoA synthetase medium chain family member 1
Exons: 13
Coding region: 38-1771 (577 amino acids)
Biological process (GO): acyl-CoA metabolic process; fatty acid biosynthetic process
Cellular component (GO): mitochondrial matrix
Molecular function (GO): fatty-acyl-CoA synthase activity; fatty acid ligase activity
Source: RefSeq, a predicted model, not a curated record